UUAUUUGGUUUUCAAAGCAUUUUCUCUUCUCUUUUCUUUUGAGAGUGUGUGGGAGGCAUGCAUGAGAUCGUUAUUUCCUUCGCUUUUUCAUUAUUUUUUAAUUGUUUCUCUCCCCUUAAAUUACAGGCUUUACAAGAACAAUAUGGACUUGAUGUUGCUCAGCAAGGAAUGGGGAUGUUGCUUGCCAUGUUGUCCAAGAUGUUUGAUUCACUACAACAGGCAUAUAAAGGUCAAAUUGUUGGAGUAAUCUUGUUUAAUGGGAGACCUCAUCCAGAGUCAGAAAGCUCUCUCAAUCUCAUGUAUACAUCUCGGUCAUCUCCACGUUGGUUGGCUGAAACUGAGGGCUUCUCUAAUGCAACCCUAGAUGAUGAGGUGCUACUCGUGAGAAGGACCCUUGCUUGGCUAACAGGGGUUAUUCUUCUCAUCGCAACUCUCUUAGGGAUUUAUUUCCUUCUCAACAUGCCUCUCACGAGGGACACUCUCUUGUAUUCAAAUGUCAAGCUGGAGUAAAGUGAAAUAAAGCAUCAUCAUCAAAAUUCAGCAUCAGAGGCGGCGGAGGAUGCCUUUGGACCACAUACUAUUCCAGAGAUGUUUUUUGAAGCUGUUUUCUAUAUUAACGCCCAUUCUUUCUCAUGCUGUGUUGUAGAACAUCAAGGUUGCUUUGAGGAUUCUCACUUUCGGGUAUUAAGGAUUUGGGCAUGUAAAAUCUUUGUUGGCCAACUGAGGGUGCUAAUGUUAUAGCAAGGUGAAAAGAGUAAAAGCUAAGAUGAUAAUUCUGCAGCAAUUAUGUGUUUAUUUUUAGGGUUUUGCUGUUAUAUGUAUUUGAUUUGAGACACUUCUUUUAUGGAAGUAUCUGAGUUGACACUUAUUUCUGAAUAAUGGAAAAGAUGAUAAUCUCUUUGAAUUCA
Messenger RNA from Carica papaya (papaya), 908 nucleotides. The record is from RefSeq and is a predicted model, not a curated record. NCBI's taxonomy places the organism in Eukaryota, Viridiplantae, Streptophyta, Magnoliopsida, Brassicales, Caricaceae.